GCAGAGUGUUCCUGACAAUCAUCAUGUAGAACGGAGAAUCCAAGCCACUAGAGACUUGAGGUGGACGAGAGUCCCGCCGACAAUAUGGACAAUCUUCGUAACAUACGUGAACUCAAUUGUGUUCAUCGUUGGGACUGCCGUCUUGAUAUUUGGCCUCGGAGUUAACUCGAGCCUGAAGACCUGCUCGUCAGCUAUCCUUUUAUGUUUAGUUUGCUACAUGUUAAGUAAAUUCAUAUAUUACUGCCUUGUCGAGAAAAUAUAUAUCACCAGAAAAUUGAAUGAAUCUCGGGUUCAAUCGAAGCUCUACUGCUUUAAUCUCUUCGUCAUACUCGUCCCCUACUGUGUCGCGAUUGCCCUCAAUGUGAUUCACCGGAUUUCAUACUUCACUCCAAAUGGAAUGUGUAUCAUCGGCGUGAAAUCACAGCCACUGAUCGUCUUUAUUGUACUCGACGCAGCUCUGAAUCUGUACCUUACCCUGCUCUUCGCCAUUCCACUGCGAGCAAUAUGCAGGCACAGCCAAGCCCGCAAUCCGCUCCUCCGAACAAUAUGCCUACGCUCCCUUCUCAAUUGCGUUCUCACACUAGUCGCUUCAUUGACAAACCUCACUAUUCUCCUUGCCCUGCAUGGAGAACCCGCCUGGAUCUUUCUCCUCUGUUGUAACAUCGACGUCGUAUUUUCAACGCUAAUCCGAGGCUGGGUAACUCUGAAUGGCCCACCAAGUACAAAGACCUCGCAUCCUCCGGAGGACGCCGUGGUGAAUGAAUCGAAUGUGGCAACGCCAUCAUUUUCCUCAUCCCAAACAACGCAGAAUAUACAUACUGAGACGAUUCGCCGUGAUCUCGCCAUCGAUCAGAAUGGCAAAAUCACAGAAACCAAGGCGCAGAGAGCAAAUUCUGCUGUGGAAGAGAAGCAUAUCAAAUGUGAGCUCAGCUUAGCUCGACUUGAGUUUUUCCGCACCGUACCAACUCCUCCAAAUUCACCGAGUUUGGAUGAGAUUUGUUUCCCAUCAGCAGCCUUGAGUGGUGAUGAAGUCGAAGACGACGAUGAGGAACAGAAGGACAGUGAGACUAAGAGCCUUGGCCGAGCAAUAAUCACAACGCACAUCUCAGCCCAGAAGAUGCACGACUCCGAACAUCACCCAGGAGACUUUUUCUACAACGUGGAUGCUGAAGGGAUGGUGAAAUUAGGCGGGAUUCGGGUGAUGAUUGAGCAAGUGUUUGAGGUUGAAUACGAGUCAUAUAAUAGGUCUUGACGUUUGGACUUGUAUUGGUGAGUGUAAUGGGCGGCAGUAUUUGCAUAGAAAAGCAGCGUGAGCUUUCAGGCUCGGCAUGGAUGGCGUAGGAGCUGGCAUUGGGAUGGUCUUUUGAGUUUUUGGAUGGGUAGAUAAAUCGGGCAUUUUUCUAUCCUGGGAAAAACAGCACAGAAUGCGAGGUACAGUUGGCGUUUAUCGUCAGAUAUUAAUCUACCGGUAUUUGUGUUGCAUUUGCAUACAUCCAUUGAUAUCCAGGCUUCCCCUAUCUCGGUUAGCC
Hyaloscypha bicolor E is the source of this 1529-nucleotide messenger RNA. RefSeq lists its product as uncharacterized. The transcript is spliced from 6 exons. The record is from RefSeq and is a predicted model, not a curated record. Lineage: Eukaryota; Fungi; Ascomycota; Leotiomycetes; Helotiales; Hyaloscyphaceae. Bases 218 to 1252 code for a protein of 344 amino acids.